CAACGAUGAUCUUUUGGACUUUGAGUGUGGUGACUGUUCUGUCUUAUCCCCUGGAGUGAAAGGGAAAUCUGCCUGCCCGGACAUCUUCAAUCAGCAUCACUUGGAGGGCUCAUUUGCCAUGCUCACUGUAAGCAUCUCCUUCUUUUUCCCUGCAGACCCUUUCUGCAAAAUGCUACCAACGAAACUGCGUGUGGCGGUAAUUGGGGCAGGAGCGGCAGGACUGUGUGCUGCCCGGCACAUCCUUGCCUCUUCUGGGACUUUUGCUCCACCCGUGGUAUUUGAGGCCUCGGAUCGCUUGGGAGGCACCUGGAUUUACACGGAGGAGAAAGAAGAUGCCAUGGGAAGAAUCAUCCAUUCCAGCAUGUACCGGGACCUCAGGACCAACCUGCCCAAGGAAUCAAUGGCCUUUCCGGAUUUCCCCUUUGAUCCAUCACUGCCUUCAUUCCUGCACCACUCGGAUGUUCUGACCUACCUGGAUAGCUAUGCAGAGCAGUCUGGAGUCUGUGACCAUGUCAGGUUCCAAUGGCAAGUUGAGGAGGUCAGGCCCGCCCAGAGGGAUGCAGGCCGCCUAGGUGGCUGGGAAAUCACAGCCUCAGUGCAGCACCCAGAGUCAACCCGGCAAGUCACAGAGCACUUUGAUGCCGUCAUGGUCUGCACUGGCCAUUACACUGUCCCAUUUAUACCUCCCAUUCCCGGGUUGGACACUUUCCAAGGCCGUCUUCUACACAGCCACUCUUACCGCUAUCCAGAGCCCUUUGCCAACCAAUCUGUUGUACUGGUAGGCGCUGGUCCAUCAGGAGUUGACCUGGCCUUGCAACUCUCCAGUGUAGCUGCUCAAGUAGUACUCAGCCACAAAAGGCAACAUGUGUGCGGGCUGCCCAAGGAUGUGAUACAGAUGCCUCCACUUCUGAAAGUGGGGCAAAAGACAGUGGUAUUCACAGACGGUUCUAAGAUGCCAGCUGAUGUCUUGAUUCUCUGUACAGGCUACAAGUACAGCUUUCCCUUCUUGGACUUGGCCCAGUUGGGCUUACAAGAGACAGAUUAUGGAAUGGGUCCCCUGUACCAGCAUUUACUACCUCCCCAGCACCCAUCGCUCUUCUUGAUUGGGGUUUGUCAGCAGAUAUGUCCUUUCCCACACUUCCACUGCCAGGUGCUAUUUGCGCUGGCUGUGCUAAGUGGGCGCUGUUCCCUCCCUUCUGUGGCCGACAUGGAGGCUGAAGUCCAAAAACAGCUGGGACUAUAUUUGAAGAAUGGAGGGUUGGCUCGGUACUUCCUGAAGCUGAAGGAACAGCAGUGGAGUUAUAUGGACAACCUAGCUCACCUUGCUGGCUUCCCACCUGUGCCACCUGCUGUCCAACAAAUUUACGAAGAUACCCAUGCCAGCCGUCUCUGCAAUGUGAGCACCUAUCGUAGCAGAAACUAUCGGCUAUUGGGCCCAAGUGCUUGGGAGUUGGUGCAGGAUUGGGGUGAGAAUUGCAUAAAGACUGGAGAUUCAAAAUGAGGACCCUUAAUCCCCACGUGGCAAUUCUUCUCUCUUCCUCUGUGUGGUUUUCCUUCUAAGGCCCAACUGCAAUCAGGGGGAGUGGGGCCAAGAAUUGCCGGGUGAGAUAGAGAAAGAACCAAGUCCUCCAAUGGCAUCAUUGAAGUACAAGCAAGAAACUUGAAGCAGAUCGUAAAAAGGGAGAAAUAAUGUAUAUUCCAUCUGUAAAAGAAGAGGAGAUUAGAUUCACACAACAUGCUUAAUCCUAAACCAGGUUUUAUUUAAAAAAACAAACAAACAGUGGCUCUCUAUGGCCAAACUAACAAAUUGUCAAAGUUAAGUGACAAGCUAGUUUAGGGACAUCCACCCUGGGGCAUGUUUUAAAAAGUCAGGAGGAAAACUACAAUCGUGGCUAGUUCGAUUGGUUUUGCACAGCUAACAAUCCCAGUUUUGAUUAGUGUGUUAUGGUGCAACCGCUAACUACAGAGUGUCCAGGCCAGGUUUUCUGGUGUGCUCUGUGACUGGGCGAAGCUAGAAAGCCAGGGUUCCUUAAUUAACAACUCUUUUUGACUAUGCAUCACACUGCUUACCACGGUCCAGAAAAUAUCUGCCCUUUGUGUCCCCGUGUAAAUAAUUAGAAAUAAAGAGAACCUGAUUCCAAUGAAAAUGAGAAAAAAAUAAUCCAGUUAAGCUCCGGUCCAUAAUCUAAGUUUCCUUUGGUUCAACAGAGAUAGGAAGUUAUAGGAGGGAAGAGGCAGAUCACAGAUAGCGUUUUAUACCAAUCUGUUUUCUUAUGUUUGCAUUAUAUGUAUCUUUGAAAGAAAUGAAUGGAAAUUCAUAGCAGUGUUUUAAUUUGGGAGCUAGAAACUUCUUCUGGUGAUAUCUAAUUGAGGGGACAAAGAAUAAACCAAAAUCAUAAUCUAUCUGAAUUGAAUGCAUUUCGUAUUUUAAACAAUUCCUGUUUCAAAAGAUCUUAGAGUCGUGAGAGAAUACUUUUAAUGAAAAAAGAGAAAAAUGUAUCUGGGCUAGGUUCACACAAGUUCCUGAUUACUGAACUGACUUGUUUCUGGAUUUGCACCAAACAGUACACUAAACUGUAAACUAACCACAUGUGUGGGCUUUCCAUACUAUGGUAAGCCAUGGAAAAUUAAUGGUUUCACAAUAGCCAAGCUUAGCAAUGUUAUGCAAAUGAAGCUUCAAGAUCUUUAACAGACCUCAUUAAGCCAGUGUACAAAUACAAACAUUGUCUGAGCUUUUGUGAAGCUUGUCCUUUGUGUUCAUGCACGCACAAGGUUGUUUAUCCUUUACAAAGAAGAGAGAAAGAACAUCAGUGGCAAUAUUAAAAGAAGUCAGGUGUCUUUUGUAUUAUGCUUGAGCCCUGGUCCCUAGAUAGGUUUUGAAUAAAAACGUGGAGUUGCUUUUUUAUUGUCAUCUGCUGGGACAGACUUCCCAUUUCCAGUUCAUA
This is a messenger RNA of Notechis scutatus (mainland tiger snake), 2945 nucleotides long. The record is from RefSeq and is a predicted model, not a curated record. NCBI's taxonomy places the organism in Eukaryota, Metazoa, Chordata, Lepidosauria, Squamata, Elapidae.